This is a messenger RNA of Cuscuta campestris, 1475 nucleotides long. NCBI's taxonomy places the organism in Eukaryota, Viridiplantae, Streptophyta, Magnoliopsida, Solanales, Convolvulaceae. The record is from the annotation of a GenBank genome assembly.
GCGUAUUAUAUUAAGCCCACGUAUCCCUCCUUUCUAUGCCUCAUAUUAGAAGAAACGAAACAUGUUGAGUGGUGGUGACGGGGGCCCAUUAACGGCGGCGUCUCCGUCAAAAGAAUCAUCCACCGCCUUCUCCAGCCUCUCCGCCACCGUAACUCUAGUGACGACGGCAUCCGUUCUUCUCCUCGCCAUAGCCGUAAUAUUAUCCUCGGGCGGUGGAUCUCCCGGCGAUCCAUCGGUGAUCCCUAUAGUUGGCGCCGUUGGGCCGGAGAGCUUUGCGUUCGACUCCAACGGCGACGGCCCUUACACCGGCGUGUCCGAUGGCCGGAUUAUCAAAUGGCAGCGGAACGAGAGCCGCUGGAUAGAUUUCGCCGUCACCUCGCCGGAGAGAGAUGGGUGUGAAGGCGUGGCUAGACGAGAUAAUAGAGCACGAGAACACGUGUGUGGGCGCCCAUUGGGACUCUGUUUCAGCCCAAAGAAUGGUAAUCUCUAUGUUGCAGAUGCAUAUAUGGGCCUAAUUGUUGUGAGACCAAGCGGGGGCCUGCCAAUCCAAGUGGCUACACAUGUCCAAGGAGUUCGGAUUGGUCUCACCAACUCGCUGGAUAUUGACCCAAUAAGUGGAGUGAUCUAUUUUACUGACAGCUCCAAUAUGUACCAAAGAAGGAAUUAUAUUGCAGCAAUAGUGAGUGGUGAAAACACAGGAAGGUUGAUGAAAUAUGACCCUGAAACAAAACAAGUCUCUAUCAUCCUCACCAACCUCAAAUUUCCAAAUGGGGUUUCACUAAGCAAAGAUGGCGACUUCCUUGUGGUUGCAGAAACUACAACAUGCAGAAUAUUAAAGUUAUGGCUAAAAACUGAAAAAGCUGGAAAAGUUGAAACCAUAUUAGAGCUCCCAGGAUUCCCAGACAACAUCAAAAGGAACAAUAAAGGAGAGUUUUGGGUUGGGAUUCAUUCCAAGAGAAGAAACCUCAUGAAAUGGGUUUUGUCCACAAAUUCUUGGGUUGGAAAUGCUUUGGCCAAUCUCCCCUUUGAUAUUACUAAGGCAUACUCAUAUUUGGAUAGUGUUAGUGGAUAUGGUUUGGGAGUGAGGAUAAAUGAAAAUGGAAAUGUGUUGGAGGUUUUGGAUGGCAUGAGUGGAAGGAGAUGGAAGCAUGUGAGUGAAGUUUUGGAAGAAAAUAAAAAUUUAUGGAUAGGAUCUGUGGAAAUGCCAUUUGCAAUUAAAGAAAAAUUAUUAAGAUAAGUGGGCGUCAAAAUUAAUGUUUAUGUUAUAUUUAAAACCAUCCCUAUGCUUGAAGUAUAUGCUCAAUUUCGGUAGAAAUCAUCCUAAAUAGGACUAAAACAUAGAGAGAAAAAUGCAAAAAUAGGAUUUUCAUAUUUUUUUCCAAAAUAGGACUUCGCACUGUGUUAAUGUGGUUGUAAUGUGGCACUGUACAUGUGCACAUUACUAUACUUUUUGAUAAUAAUGUACAUGAUCAUGU